UUGUUCAAUGGUGUCGCAUGAGUAGACGUUAACGGACGUGUGUUACAGGUCGUCGUGCAGUUGAAAAAUAAUAAAAUAAUAAACAAUAGCAGAGUGUUUGUUAAUAAAAAUAUUGAAAUAAAGAGUUUGCGAAGCGGAAAUUUUUAAAUAAUUUAAUAAGAACAAAUAGCAAAAUAUAAAGAAAAUAAUUUUUAUUGCAUUGAUUCAGUUUUGCCAUGUUAACGAAUAUGGAGAAUAGUGGCAGUAGUGUUGGUGGCGGUGGUGCUUUAGUGAGCCUGAGUAAAGCGGCGCUUACAACGCCCUUCUCCAUCAAUGAUAUUUUAACGCGCAACAACAAUAGUUUAAAUGCAGCACAACAGCAACAGUUAAGACGGCGUCUCUCCGAUACGGAAAUGUCGUUCAAUGCGGAAUUAGCAGCCGCUGAGCUGCGUCAAAAUCAGGCGCGUGAAUUAAAAGAUGGCUUAAAAGCCUCAACAUCGUGUUGCCAUAUCGGUGCGGGUGAAUUUAGUGGAAAUAAAUUAAAUGGCGCUUUAGAAAACAGCGCCUCGUGUAAUUCAUCCAAUAACCCGAGUCCAAUUUGUGAAAUGCGCUCGGCGGUGUCAAAGUAUGCGGCGCCUAUGGGCGCGGAACGCAGAGCGGGCGGCAAUAGUGAGAACAAUGACUUUAUGCCCUACUAUAUGGCCACUUUGGAGAAUAACAAUCACAGCGAUUACCAGUUAGCGCGCAAAUUCGGUUAUAUCGGUGCGGGGAGUUUGGUCGGUGGACGCGGUGAUUGUCCCAUUGACAUGCGACGUUGCAGUAAUAAUGAAUCAGAUUCGGAGUCUUCACCGCCACCGUCGAUUUUGUCGCUUUAUGGUGGCGCCUCCGGGCAUUCCGCCAACAGCAGUUGCAUGGGCAACACUUCACCUACGCUGCACGACACAGACGCGCUUAGUGGUUCGUUGAGCCGCAAGAAGCGUUCACGUGCCGCUUUCAGUCACGCGCAAGUUUUCGAGCUGGAGCGUCGCUUCGCACAACAGCGUUACCUCAGCGGUCCGGAACGCGCCGAAAUGGCGAAAACGCUGCGUUUGACCGAAACACAAGUAAAGAUUUGGUUCCAAAAUCGUCGCUACAAGACGAAGCGCAAGCAAAUCCAACAGCAUGAGGCCGCAUUGAUGAGCGCCGCCACAAAGCGUGUGCCGGUGCAGGUGUUGGUGCGUGAGGAUGGCAGUGGUGCGGCGGCGGCAGCAGCGGCUGCUGCUUAUGCACACAUGUUGCCGACGCAUGGCAUUGAUCCGGCGUUGCUGCAUAUUUAUCGGCAUCAGUUGCAAAUGGCUUACGGUGUUGGCGUCUCAUUGCCUCAAGUAUCAUUCCCUUACUUUUAUCCACAAGCGUCUAAGAUACCACAACCCAUACCCCCACCCAGUCAAUCGUCGGUGAAUGGUCCGGUUGCUGGUAGUUUUGGCGCUCAUGCUGCGGCUAGCCACGCAAAUACAAACAACAACACCAGUUUUGACAUCACCAAAAACGCAUUGAAUUUCGGCAAAAUGGACCACGGCAUGCGUUACAUACAAUGCUCUUCGGCCUCCUCAUCCCCCACGCAUGGAAACACGCAUGGCAGCGGCGGCAGCAGCAGUCCAUCGCGAUCUUGCUCCAGCCCGACACCUAUGGAUGCCUCUGGCGCCAUGUUGACUUCAGCCAUGUCUGCGGAUACCGAAAGCUGCGCGGAGACACACUCGGCAACGACGGAGGAUUGUGAUGAGAAUGUGGAAAUUGAUUAAAGCGGCUUCUUAGUUAAUGCUUCUUAGUGAAACGUUAAAGUUUGUCUAUAAAUUAGUAAUUUGUGUGGCACAGUGUCGCGAAAGUAGCAAAUAAUAUUGUAUAAAUUUAACGAAAUUUGUGAUAGUGAAAGUUUUAAUUGGCUUAGUAGGCAUACAUAUGUACUUUUAGUAUUGUAAUUAAUUGUAGUUAGUUGUUU
Molecule: messenger RNA, 1957 nt
Organism: Zeugodacus cucurbitae (melon fly)
Lineage: Eukaryota; Metazoa; Arthropoda; Insecta; Diptera; Tephritidae
Gene: bap
Product: homeobox protein bagpipe
Exons: 3
Coding region: 216-1760 (514 amino acids)
Biological process (GO): cell differentiation; regulation of transcription by RNA polymerase II
Cellular component (GO): nucleus
Molecular function (GO): DNA-binding transcription factor activity, RNA polymerase II-specific; RNA polymerase II cis-regulatory region sequence-specific DNA binding
Source: RefSeq, a predicted model, not a curated record